Bombus huntii is the source of this 1658-nucleotide messenger RNA. RefSeq names its product histidine-rich glycoprotein-like. NCBI's taxonomy places the organism in Eukaryota, Metazoa, Arthropoda, Insecta, Hymenoptera, Apidae. The coding region runs from base 2 to 745 and encodes 247 amino acids. The transcript has a single exon. The record is from RefSeq and is a predicted model, not a curated record.
UAUGAAGUCUCGUCUAGCGAUUUGUCUAUUGUUUGCUUGUAUCGUCUGUCAGUUGAGCUCGAUCGUUGCGCGAGAGAUCUACAAGGAAGACGAUGAUCUAGCUGUGGCAGCCUCCCAUCAUCAUCAUCAUCACGAAGAGGGUGGUGGCGGAGAGCAUCAUUCUGAUCAUCACAGCAAUCACGGUGAUAAGGGUGAGAAAGGCUACAAGUCGUCUCACCAUCAGGAGAAAGGGGAAAAGGGACAUCAUGACAAAGAUCAUCACAGUGGUCAUUACGAUGAGGGUGAAGGCCACAAGAAGAGUCAUCAUCAUGACGAUGGUUAUUAUUCUGAACACCAUAAAGGAGAAAAGGGGGAGAAAGGACACAAAUUCCACGAAGAAGGUCACUACGGAAAAGGACACAACACGAAGGGACACCAUGAAGUUCAUAAAUUAGACGAAUUUAAGAAGGACAAAGAAUUCUUCGAUGAACACCAUGAUUCUGGACACCAUGAAGAUCAUGGUGGUCAUUACCACGAACAUGGUCACAAGAAGGGUGGACACUUUAAGAAGGGACAUCAUGAUCAUGGAGAUCACGAGGAUCAUUAUGGAAAGAAAGGACAUUAUGAAAAGGGACACCAUCAUCACGAUGAUAAAGGACAUAAGAGCGAAGGUGGGCACGAUGAGCAUCAUAGUCAUCACUCUCAUCAUGGCAAGAAAGGAGAACACGAUGAUCACAAGUCGUGGGGAUUCAAGAAAGGACAUUAAGCAUGAUUCCUAUUGAUUGUUAUGUUUGUUGAACAUCGUGUUAUGUUGAUCUUUGUAUCUGAUCGAAAUAAAUACAAUUUCUAAAAGAAAGUUAUUUGGUUUGAAAUGAACUAUUUUCUUGCUUGUAAAAUUGUUUGUUGCUUAAGUAGAGUUAUCUAUCGCGAUCAUGCUAUUUUGUUUCUAUGAAAAAUACGGUCAAUUUAUAUUAUAGGGAAAACAUUAAAAUACUUGGAUCCUUUGUGAUGUUUAUUACAAUUGUAAUUUACUUGAGUUAACAUCAAUUACUUUUUUAAAUAAUGAUAACUAUUUAAAAGAAUCCUUAAAUAAUUAUUAAUUUUGUUCUAUCACAAACUCUACUGAGAUACGAUCAGUUUAUUUAUAAAAAUCUUCGUUUAUUUGGAUAGCAGAGUGAAACAGUCUAGGAUUCAGCGGUUAUGUCAAAACUUUUGUUUAGCAAUACUUCUGUUCUAUUUGACAGAUUCGAAUCUAUCGAUUUGUAGUAAGUUUCCCAAUACUUUAAGUUUUUGCAUUAGACACGUUACGCUACACUAGCAGCCCUUAAAAAAUUAGGUCAAUAACACUUUCUAAAUUUAUAUUUUCCAAUUACAUCACUCGAUUAAGUAACAGUUAAGUAACAGUAACACGAUUUAAAUUCCGCAUUUCAAAUUAUUCCUGAUCUAUUUUUGUAGUUAAGUGCCACAUAUUUUAGACAUUUUUAGACAUAUCUAGACAAAAAAAUUUUGACAUAAAAAUUAACAUUAGGAAGAAUCACAGUAGUUAUGCUCUAUUUUUUUUUUAUUAUUAUGGAACGUAGUUUACGAUAUAAACAAAACAACAACACGGCUUAUAAUAUCACCGAUACAGUAAAUGAUACGAUAUCGAUCAAUCAUCUCCUUUAUGGAACUCGUGUAUU